Messenger RNA from Salvelinus fontinalis (brook trout), 3208 nucleotides. RefSeq names its product selenoprotein I (gene selenoi). Gene Ontology annotation, molecular function: ethanolaminephosphotransferase activity. Gene Ontology annotation, cellular component: Golgi apparatus; endoplasmic reticulum membrane. The transcript is spliced from 10 exons. NCBI's taxonomy places the organism in Eukaryota, Metazoa, Chordata, Actinopteri, Salmoniformes, Salmonidae. The record is from RefSeq and is a predicted model, not a curated record. Gene Ontology annotation, biological process: phosphatidylethanolamine biosynthetic process.
GGAGAGGAGUGGCCGAGACGUGGAUCUGUCGCCUAGCCGGCGUGAGGGGUAGCUGGUUAGCUAACUAGCUAGAUGGUGCUUCGCUUUUGCGGUACGCGGAACAGAGAUCGGAGAAGCCAAUAGCUAAUGUUCAGAUAGCUAGCUAGCUAGUUAGAAUAGAUCCUGUGAGUUGCCAACAUGGCUCUGUACGAAUAUGUCACUCGGGACCAACUGUCGGGCUUCGACAAGUACAAGUAUAGUGCGGUGGAUUCCAACCCCCUGUCAGUCUACGUCAUGCACCCCUUCUGGAACUCUGUCGUCAAGGUGAUGCCCAGAUGGUUAGCUCCUAACCUCAUCACCUUCACUGGUUUCAUGUUCCUGGUCUUCAACUUCCUCAUGCUGUCCUUCUACGACUACCACUUUGAUGCAUCCGCUGAAGGAUACACUCAUGUGCCAAGCUGGGUGUGGGUCGCUGCAGGACUUUUCAACUUCCUGGCGUAUACACUGGACGGUGUGGAUGGUAAGCAGGCGAGGCGUACUAACUCCUCCACACCACUGGGGGAGCUGUUUGACCAUGGCCUGGACAGCUGGGCCUGUGUGUUCUUCGUGGCCACCGUCUACUCCAUAUUUGGGCGUGGCCCGAGCGGUGUGGGCGUGGCUACGUUGUACUACAUCCUGUGGGUGGUCCUAUUCUCAUUCAUCCUGUCUCACUGGGAGAAAUACAACACAGGAAUCCUCUUCCUGCCCUGGGGCUAUGACAUCAGCCAAGUGACCAUCUCUAUAGUGUACAUCUUCACAGCGAUGGUUGGCGUGGAGACGUGGUAUGAACCAAUCUGGUGGAACUUCCACUACCGAGACCUCUUCACUUUCAUGAUCCUCGGUUGUUCGUUCACUGUGACCCUUCCCAUGAGCCUCUACAACGUCUUCAAGGCGUCUCGUAGUAACACUCUGAAACACAGCAGUAUGUACGAGGCCUUCCUCCCCUUCCUCUCUCCUGUCCUCCUCUUCCUCCUCUCCUCUGUCUGGGUGAUUUUCUCUCCGUCCGACAUCCUCCAGCAGCAGCCCAGAGUCUUCUACCUCAUGGUGGGGACAGCCUUCGCUAAUGUCACAUGUAAGCUGAUCGUGUGCCAGAUGAGUAACACCCGUUGCCAACCGCUGAGCUGGCUGUUGGUUCCCAUGGCGACGGUGGUGUUGUUGGCGGUUACGGGGCUGGUUGCUAACGAGACGCUGUUGAUCUACGUGUGGACGGCCAUCGUCAUACUCACACACAUACACUACGGAGUGUCAGUGGUGCACCAGCUCAGCGAUCACUUCAACAUAUUUGCCUUCUCUCUGAUGAAGCCCAGCACUGACUGACAGGACCAGGAGCGAAUCGGCUUGCAGGGAGCAGAGGUUUAGACCCUCCCACCUCCCUCUGCAGCCAACCGACACUUCACUCUCAUUACCACGGAAACACACCACUCCCCCCACGAGGAUUCUACCACCCAUCUGAUCUCUGACCCUCUGCCCUGGCACACACACCCCAACCCCCUUCCUGCACAGUAUCAGUUUGGGGGCGGUCCUCAGAACUUUGGGGGCGGCAUCCCGGGGCUCUUGGUUCCUUGGCUGCUGAUAGGUUGAGCUGAUGAGCCAAUGAGAUGUUGUUUCCUACGGAAAUAUUCUUCAGCCUGGAGAACAGGAGCCCAGACCACACACUUACUGCUUACACCCAAACACACACCGCUUACAGACAGACACACUUACACAAACGCCACAGUUGUUACUUUAACUGUUAAACGGUUUAAACACACACACUCUUAUGAAUGUUCAGUAUGUUAUUGCCUUGGGGAAAUGUCAUUUCAGUUAGUUAGUUUGACAGACAGCUCUGCUCCACCCCUGACCUCUAACCCCUGACCUCUAGUUUGACAGACAGCUCUGCUCCGCCCCUGACCUCUAGUUUGACAGACAGCUCUGCUCCGCCCCUGACCUCUAACCCCUGACCUCUAACCCCUGACCUCUAGUUUGACAGACAGCUCUGCUCCACCCCUGACCUCUAGUUUGACAGACAGCUCUGCUCCACCCCUGACCUCUAACCCCUGACCUCUAGUUUGACAGACAGCUCUGCUCCACCCCUGACCUCUAACCCCUGACCUCUAGUUUGACAGACAGCUCUGCUCCACCCCUGACCUCUAGUUUGACAGACAGCUCUGCUCCGCCCCUGACCUCUAGUUUGACAGACAGCUCUGCUCCACCCCUGACCUCUAACCCCUGAACUCUAGUUUGACAGACAGCUCUGCUCCACCCCUGACCUCUAGUUUGACAGACAGCUCUGCUCCACCCCUGACCUCUAACCCCUGACCUCUAGUUUGACAGACAGCUCUGCUCCACCCCUGACCUCUAGUUUGACAGACAGCUCUGCUCCACCCCUGACCUCUAACCCCUGACCUCUAGUUUGACAGACAGCUCUGCUCCACCCCUGACCUCUAACCCCUGACCUCAUCUGAACCGUGCGGUCGGUCCGUCAGUUGGUGUGUCACGGUUCUAUCAAGGGUAUGAAGGCGGAGUCUCAGCUGUGCUUUUCUCUUGAGGGGAAGUGAACUGUCUGUCUUUAUAUGGCAACAUGAUUAUUAAAAUGGGGGUUUGUUUUUUUAUUUAGAGAAAAAAACUGAACAAAGAGAAUAUUAUUAUGAUCUAAAAAUGCUCCGCUAAUUCAGCUGAGGUGUGUGUGAAACAUCCUCUCUCACACGCACUACACACAUGCUUGGUGAUGACGGUUGGUAGUCGGAGUUAACUGUGAGGCCAGUUCUGACCAAUCAGGGCCCUUUCGGGGGCGAGACGGAGGGUGGAAACACCCAAUCACGGACCUCGCUCAGUGCUGACCCCAGGAUGACCCCUGAGCUGUGAACUGUAGUGACCUCUGUAGUCUGAACUCUGACCUCCAGAAUCCUCCCACCGCUGAGGUGUCGUCGUGGCAACAGGCCGAUUCGUGAUCGAGUUCUUUUUUUUUUGAAUUAUUUUUAAUUUGAUUUCCUCUCUGUUAAUCUCUCAUAGCUGGGGUGUGUGUGUGUGUGUGUGUGUGUUGGUAGCAGCAGCGCUUGAAUGAAGAGUGUGUCUGAAAACCGCCAGCGGAGCGACUCACUCUGAGGGAACAGGCUGCCAUGACCACAACCCCAUGAGAUAUACCUGUAACACUGUCUGUACUGUCACACCUGUAUCACUGUAACACCUGGUAUACACCUGUAACACUGUC